Saccostrea echinata is the source of this 15391-nucleotide messenger RNA. Its product is annotated as histone-lysine N-methyltransferase 2A-like. The record is from RefSeq and is a predicted model, not a curated record. Gene Ontology annotation, molecular function: sequence-specific DNA binding; zinc ion binding; protein binding. Gene Ontology annotation, biological process: positive regulation of DNA-templated transcription. The transcript has 41 exons. Gene Ontology annotation, cellular component: histone methyltransferase complex; nucleus. NCBI's taxonomy places the organism in Eukaryota, Metazoa, Mollusca, Bivalvia, Ostreida, Ostreidae. Bases 12 to 14489 code for a protein of 4825 amino acids.
AUGAAAUCAACAUGGCGCGUUUACGAUUUCCAGGCCGUCCUGGAUGUAGAUUCGAUCGACUGGGAGUGCGCUAUGGUGCUGAUGAGGCCAGAAAUACCAAUGAUCCCCUAACAUUAUUUGUAGCAAACAUUCACCGUGGAUUGCGAUUGUUUAGAGAACUUGUUGGUGAUUCGGAUGAGGAUGAUGAAUUUGAGGGGUUCACCAAAGAGGAAGUUCGACUUUCCGAAAAAAAAUUACAAAAGGAGUUGGCCAAAUAUAAGAGAGAUGAUGAGGGUGAUAUUAGCUCACCAGUUUCACCCAAAUUUGGCACAAGGUUGUCAAAAAGAAGAGAAAGCUUGGAAAAUCUACCCUCGGCAGAAUGCACACGAAAUCGGAAGUCUACACUCAUCAGAAAGUCUUACAAAGAGAUGAUAAAUCAAGGUCUUGCAACACCAUCAAAGUCAUACAUUAUCAAAAAAGCAAAAGACUCAGCAUCUGCAAGAAGUGAGGUUCACAAAGAGAUGAAGAAAUGGCAGAAGAACAGAAAAUCUACAGAAACGAGCCAAGAAAAAGCACCAAAGAAAUUCAAAAUACGAUUAGAUCCUCAUGGAAAAGUGAGGAAAAUCGGUAACAAGAAAGGUCGGCCCUCGAAAUCUGAUGAAUCAAAUUCUGAUGACUAUGAUAAACCUUUAAAAGUUGAUGAAAAAGAAGAAAUGGGGGCCUCUGAGAAAGGGAAAAAGAAAGUGAAAGAAAAAGACAAGUUUUCAGCUGUAGGAAAGGCUAAGCAGUUAUUACAGAAAGCAAAGACCUGUAAAAAAGAUAAAGUAUCUCCAGAGCAGACCAAGAAGAAGGUUUCCGCCAGGAAACAGUUUGUUUUGCCAGUUCUGAGUUCUAGGUCAUCUCGUGUGAUCAUUCCAAACAAAAGAUUUAUUGAGGAAGACAGUGAAAAUCUUGGAAAAUCUUUUGCAAAGCGUCCAGCACUGAAAACGGACCAGUCACUGAAACCAGCAGUAGUGGAACCGAAAUUACUACCUGAAACUGGUUUAUUUGCUAAUGCGUCAACCAAACUGCAGAUUGAAACCGAAAAACUGCCAUCUUUACCAAUAUCCAGUUUAUCUCCCUCUGGAAUUGUGAAGCCAAAGUUUGAGGCUUUGACAGGAAUCGGUGGAUUCCCGUCACCUUUGUACGAUCAGCCGCUGAUCGUGGAAGGGAAGCGAGCCAGAAAGCCAAGCUUGAAGGUUCGAAUGAAAAUGUCUGAUUCCUCGUAUAAAAAAUUCAAAGAAAGGUCUUUAGAGAAGAAGUUAGAAGCCCGCAAAAUCCUUGAACAAGAGAAAGUGAAACAGAAGGAACAAGACUACGCACAUGAGGGCAAAAAGUUGUUUUUGUCUCCUUCCAAAUUAGGUGCUACAUUAACACCCAAGUUACCUACAAUACCAAUUAUGGCACCACCAAAGUUUGGAGUGGCACCAUUUUCAUCCAUUUCUGAACGAGAGCGUUUGGAGAAACUAGAGCGAGAAGCCCUUGUGAAACGUAUGCGAGGGCACAACAUUUUACGUAAAGCAAAAUUUCAGCUGAAUCGCGCAGCAUUAAAUAGAUCUAAAGCUGAUUUGGCCCGAACAUUGAAAAAGGAAUUAAAAAUGGAAGCCAAAUUACAGAAAAUUCAAGAGAGUCACAAAAAUAAAUUGGUAUCCACUGCUUCAGGGGUUAGGUUGGAGCAGGAUGUUGGGGAUGAUGGUUCUGUUAAUAAAGUGUUCCACUGCUGCAUUUGUGACAGAGGGAUGGCUGCUCCAAGAAAGAGAAGUGGUGUUAUAACCUGUGAGAGUUGUCGGAGGUUUUUCCAAAUUCACACGGAAAAAAUAAAUCAGAACCAAGCUUUGACAUGUACAACACGAUCAUGUAAGAUUUAUUAUAAGGAGAAACCAUACUGCGAAGAUUGUCGUUACAACAAAUGUCUGAAAUUCUUCAAUUUGGGAGACAGAAAAGCACAAACCAGCAGUGACCAAAUUGCAGGGUCCAAUGACCUUACAAAGGAGAUUCAUGUUACAAUUCCUCAAAUUACUGUCUCAUCUGCCUCUCCGGGUACAAGUGCACCAAUGAGUUCACCAUUUGGUUCUCUGAAAUCUCCAUCCUCAUUGUUGUCCCCCAUGGCUGCUUCCUCCCCUCCAGUCACCACAACAACCAGCUCCCCAGAAACAGAUGACUCCCCCAAAUCUGAUGGCAGAGGACCGAGAAUCAAGCAUGUGUGUCGAAAGGCAGCAGUGGUUCUGGGGAAACCUGUUGCCAAAUUUCCUAAAUCUCCAGAGAUUACACUUAGUGCAUUGCCAAGUGGGGAAAAAGUCAAAUUAUGGAAGAAGGAUCAGGAAGACAAGAAAGAAUUGUCAGAUGAUGAAUUGCCACUGGAGGACAUCAUACAACAAUCAGAGGACAACUUUCAGUCUGUCAAGAAGACACCAGUGCGUUCCCCUUUAAAAGUCUACCGAGGGGGUCGCUACGGAAAACGGAAGAUCCGCUGCAAGAAAUGUGAGGGCUGUACCUCGGAAGAUUGUGGUGUUUGCAAUUAUUGUCUCGAUAAGCCAAAGUUUGGAGGGAGAGGAGUCAUGAAGCAGGCAUGCAUAAAAAGACGCUGUAAAUACCCUCGCUAUAGCCGCUUGGCCCCUGGUACUCUGAUGAGGCCCAGGGACUCUGACAAUCAAAGUGAAGGGUCAGCAUCUAGUCCUUGUAAGGAUACCUCCUCACCGGGCCCUGUACAGCAAGGACGAUCUCAAAAUGAUCCUUCAAAAGGAACAUCGAGUAGGAACUCCUCUCUCAGUGUUAUUCAAAGAAUGGCAUUACAAGGAAAAAGACUUCUCAAUGCCAAUAAACUCAAUAAUGACAAAUCAAGUAGGCCUUUCUCUGAAGUCCUCACCCCAGAGGAUGUUAGCAGGCGACUGUGGCAAGAAUUUGGACAUGCGCCACAAGUUUCAUUUCCAAAAUUUCAGUCUUCUUCGUUUGGAGAAGGCAUCAAAUCUCAAAAUUCUACUCAACCCAAGAGAAUGAUUACUAAGUUUAAGGGAUCUGAGGGUAAAUCAGACACCAUGAUAAUGCACUCCGUGACCACUGCUGGAGGGUGGUCAGCUCAGGGCAUUGCACAACACCGGAUCAAAGCAGAGUAUAGGGAGAACUUCGAGCUGACCAGUGUAUGGUAUAGUGGAGUCUCGCUUACAAUCUCGGGUCCCAUGUGUGUUCGUGUCAUCUGUUUUCUGUGUGGAAGUGCUGGAAAACACGAGAUGUUGUACUGUAAUGUGUGUUGUGAACCAUUCCAUGAGUUCUGCUUGGAAGAGGAAGAAAGACCUCAUGAGAUAAAUCCUGUCAACUGGUGCUGCAAGAGAUGUCAGUUCUGUAAUGUCUGUGGCCGCCAAAACAAUCUAUUACAAUGUGACAAGUGUCAGAAUACAUACCACCCAGAGUGCCUGGGCCCAAACUAUCCAACAAAACCUUCAAAGAAGAAAAACAUCUGGAUCUGUACAAAGUGUGUGAAGUGUAAGAGCUGUGGGGCCACCACACCAGGCUCGGGAUCCGCAGCAACAUGGACGUAUGACUUUCAGCUGUGUUACGAAUGUGGUCAGCUGAUGGACAAAGGAAAUUAUUGUCCCAUUUGUCAUAAAUGCUACACAGAUGAUGACUGGGACAGUAAGAUGGUCCAGUGUGUGUCAUGUGAGAGCUGGGUCCAUGCCAAGUGUGAAGGACUCUCGGAUGAAAUGUAUGAGCGUGUGUCCGUCCUCCCAGAAGAUGUGCAUUACAUCUGUAAAAUUUGUUCCCCCAAAGGACCCAGGCACUGGGAACUAGUUCUGAAGGACUCAUUUAUGGAUGGUCUGAAGUCUGUCUUUAACACAGUCACUCAGGCCAAGUGUGCCCAGCACCUGCUACACAUAGAUGAGAAGAAAGUAAAGGAGCUAGAAGAUAAACUGAAUGAACAGAAAUAUGGAAGUGCAUUGAAAACAACCAUUGAGUUGGAGAAAAGCCUUGAAAACUUUGUGAAUUCUCUGGAAAAGGUACUUAAAAGUAAGAACAAAGCAGGUGCCAUCGAACAACAGCAAACUGAAGAAAAAAACACUGAGAAAGGGCCUUCUGUGGUGGAGCUAGUGGACGGGGACAAAAAAGACGAGAAGCCAUCAGAAGAUAAUGACAAGGACGACAGUUUGAUUCGAUUUGAAGGGGAUGAGGAUUUGGACGAAACAAAGUCCUCCAUGGAUGGGGAACAGCAGUCUGAUGUAGAAAUGGCCGAGGUCUUAAACGAUAGUGAUACAAUCUCAAUAGCUGAUGGAGAGACACUGUCUGCAGUGACGACACCUGGUGUUUCAAGGGGGGUCACUCCAGCUGGAUCCCCAGAAGCUGGGGAAGAAGGAAUAGAGGAAUUGCCUCCCCCUCCUCAAGUUUCUGGAGACCUGGCUCAAAAGUUGGGAGAUGUUGUGGAUGCAAGUGCAGAAGAUAGAAUUAUGGAGAAUAUUCCAAAAAUUACUUUGCUUUUAGGGGAAGAAAAAGAUGAAGUGGAUGGUUCAAAGAAAGAAAACUGUGAGGCUAUUGUGAGUACUGUUGACAAUAAAGAGAGAGAACAGUCAACUUCUGUUGAUGUUGAAAUGGAGGACAAAAUGGAAUCUCAUUCAAAUGUCUGUGAUACUGACAAUUCUGCAAACUGUCCGAAAUUACCAAGUGAUGAUCAAAGUAUUAACUUACUGGACAAAGAAAUCAAACAAGAACAAAUUGAGGAAAAUUCGCAAAGGAACUCAUGUGAAGGACAAAGUUCAGCAAAGACAUCUGAUGAAGUAGUUGAUUUAACUGUAGAGAAAAGUGUCUCUUUCUUGUUAUCAACUCCAACCAAAGGUUUGAUUACACCGAAAAAGUGUUCUAUGACGGACAAUCGAUUCUUACCAGGAUUCAUUAGAUCUUAUCCCAAAGACUUCAAUGCAGUAAAAAUUAAACUAAUUAAUGAGGAGUACUCAUCUGUGAAUGAAUUCAGUGGGGACAUGGCUCAUAUCAUCAAUCUAGCAUUAAAUGAUCCAGAUGAGCUGAAACUGGUGAGAAAGAAAGCAACCAAUUCUGUGCGCUCCAUGUUUGUGAAGCAAAUGGAAAAAUGUUUCCCAUGGUUCAAUGUGAAAGCAUGUCAGAUUUGGGAUCAAAACCAGAAUUUUCCACCGGGUAUGCUACCAGAAGCAGUAUUACCUCCAUUUGAGGACCACACUUAUGCCCAGUGGUUAGAGAGGGAGGAACUUCACCGGUCCCCACAACCCUCACCAUUCAAGAGAGUGGGAAACACCCCCAUCAAGAAAAUAAUACCUCUUCCUGUUGAUGAAGAUGCAGAAAAAGUCUUGUCAUGUGACUUGGAGGAAUCGGGUGAAGAUAUUAGACGAUGUAUUCUUUGUUGGCACUAUGGAGAUUCUGAUCCUAAUGAUGCUGGGCGACUACUGUAUGUUGGUCAGGAUGAUUGGGUACAUGUGAACUGUGCCUUGUGGUCAGCUGAAGUGUAUGAAGAAGAGCAUGAUGGGACAUUACAGAACGUCCAGACAGCUCUGUCAAGGGGGAGAGUCAUGCGCUGUGACAGUUGCCAGCGGGCGGGGGCUACAGUGGGGUGUUGUACGAGAGGCUGCCCAGCCAAUUACCACUUCAUGUGUGCUCGUCAGGAACUCUGUCUCUUCCAGGAGGACAAGAAGGUGUUCUGUCCGCAGCACAGAGAGAAGGUGGAUGGAGAGCUGGUUGCGAAGGAGAAAUUUGCAGUCAACAGAAGAGUUUGUGUGUCUAUGGAAGAUCUCAAAUUCAACAAGAAAACCUGGUCAAAAGGCUUGGAUCCAUCCAAUAUUAGUGUUAUAAUUGGUUCAUGUACAGUAGAAGAAUUAGGAAGACUUUCCCCUAUCUCUGAUACAAAAGAUCUACUAUUUCCAAUUGAAUUCAGUUGUACUCGGGUGUUUUGGAGCACACAGGACAUCAGAAAGCGAUGUGUCUAUACGUGUCAGAUCGUGGAGGUAAAACCAGACAGUCCAAAAGGUGCAUCUAUGGUGAUUAAAGACACCACUAUUAUCCAUGAUGAAACUCAUCCGGAUUAUGUGCCCCUGUCUCAGAUCAACCUGCCAGGCAUUAACCUCUUCCCUGAGAAAAGGUCAAGGACAGAGAGUCUGGAGAUAAGUCACCUCAGCAGUGAGUCAGGGUUUUCCAGGAGCUUAGAUUCAUCAGGUGACUGUGAAAUACUCAAUAGCACCAUGAAUAUCAGUCAGAAUAUUACUGAUUUUGACACUAGCAAAGAUUCUUUGAGUUCCUCAUGGCCGAUUGUGAGAAAGAGGAAAAAAAGUGACUCGUGUGUGAAUCUUGGUGUUCUGUCACCUAAUACUCUUAAGCUCUUGAACUUAAAGGAUCCUGAAAAAUUCCAACAGGCAUCAAAGCCUUGUAAACAGGAUAAAGAAGAUUUUGAAACUUUGAUCAAAAUUGCUGAUAGAUUAAAUAUGGCAGCAGUUGGGAAGACAGACAAGGCCAAAGGCUUCACUCAGAGACAGAGAUCAAGGUCAGUGGAUCGCCUGUUGUCUCCACCACCUGUUCGAUUUUCUCCAUCUUUUAGAUCAGAAGGUCAUCAGAGUGCUGGGAAUUCAAGAUCUAAUUCCAGAGCAAAUUCAGAGGAAAGAACAUUUUCUCCAAUACCUACUAUGUCCCUAGAAAAACAACUGGCUAUGAACAAGGAAGUGACUUCAAUGAAACCUCUUAUAGACAGUAAUUGUAAUUCUCAGGUGACUGAUCUGAACAAUGCAGAUGUUGCAGGAUCACCACAAGGACCAGAAGGGGGCCUGGAGCCCAUUAAUGAAGAAGGGAUCCCUGAUGGUGAUCUUUCAAAUGAAACCUAUGUUGUUCUUCCAGAGGGUUGCUCUGAGCUUUCUGAUGAAGACAUGCAGAUGAUAGCAGAGGCAAUAGAGAGAAGUAGAUCUGAACAAGCCACUGAUGAAAGCAUGAUGUCAGUGGAAUCAACAGAGGAACCUAGUGGUGAGGUUGACAAGAAAAAAUCUGAAAUUGAUGUAGGUACUGAAGUGUCUACAGCAGAAGCAGGUUCUACAGCAGAAGCAGAUUCAUCUUCAAAGGAAGUCCAGCAGGAUUUGUCGUGUACAAUUGACAGUGAGAGGGUGGUGGAUGAGGCACUUGAAGGUAUGCAAAUUGACUCCACCUCUGAAAAAGAGGAAAUGAACGUGGAAUUAGCUAUGGAUAUUAGAGAAUCAAUUGAAAAUGGGAACCAAAUCGAUUCUACUGCGUGUUCUGAUAGUAAAGGUCUUGAUUCAGAAUUAUUUGUGAAAACUGAUAUUUUACCAACUGCUACCAUUAAGGAAAUGGGUUGUGAUAAAACAGAAUUGGUAAACCAAGUAAAAGAAACUCAAAAACAAAUGGACAUCUCCAAGGACUCUGAAUCUAAGCAAAGUACUCUCUCUGAUGUUGACACAGCUGAUGAAGGUACAAACAUUACUUCAGAACAUGAAGUUAAGGAACAUUCAACAUCCAGCAUAUUUAACGAGGAGUCAGGUUCUUUAGAAGUUGAGGAGAAAGUUCCAGAAGCAGACUCACAAACAUGUCCUACAGAUAUCUGUGAGGCUAGUACAGAGAAAAUGGAAACAGAAAUGGCUGUUGAUAUUUCCAAGGAGUCAGAAGUUGUGUCUAGUCUUGCACCUAUUUCUAAAGAGAUGUGCAGUACUAAAGUUCCAUCAGAAAAUCUUGACAAAGUUGGAACACAGAAUUCUGAUGAGUCAUUAAUAGCAGGUGCUAAUGCUCCAUUAACAAGUCCAUCUUUACUCCACUCGGAGCAGCAGAGGCCUGUAGAAAAUGUGUUCAGUGGUACAGCAAAAAGCGAUAAAAAAAUUCCUGUCUAUUGCCGUGAGGGCCAGCUAAUAGGAUACAGAACACCGAACAAGUCAAUGUUAGAACAUCAGGAACUUAGAAGACUACAUCUCACUACCCGAAAGCCGACUUUUGAGGAAAUUUUGAAUGAGGCUCAAAAACAAUUACAGGAACAGGAAAAUAAAACAGAUACCAAAAUGGAGGCAAAGGAAAAUAAAACAGAUAUCAACAAAUAUCAGCCACUUGAAUCUACAGAAAAGAGUUUUGUUCAGGCCAGUGUUGGGAGCUUUAAUGAUAAACAAGGAGAUGAUCUACAUGUUUCUACUGAACAUCAACCUGAGACAGUGGAGAGCAAGACAGAGGAUGCUUUAAGUAACAGUUUGUCUAGUGAGAGAAAUAUAUUUGACAUAAUGUCUGCAAACAAAGAGGAGCCUAAAAUUGCAAGUCCAAAACUGACUGUUGCAAUCGAAACCAAUACAAACCAGGAUACAGAAGAGAAGGAAACUGAAAUUCAGAAAGAAAACAUGGAUGGAAUUUCUGGAUCAAAAGAUUCAUCAGAAAAUGAAAAACAAAUUACCUCCAGGAGACAGUCAUCUGAAAGUGAUAAAGAUAGAAAUAUUUUUUCUGCAUUGGAAUCUUCAUUCAAUUCCAGUAAAGGACUAGACUCUUCAGAUAUUGAUGUGGAAUCUGUGCAAGAUGACCACAUUCCUGAUACGAGGACUGAAGAGGAAAAGAACAAUCUCUUUAAAGGUUUAGGAUUAGCUCGUACCCCAGAGGCCAGAAAGACGAAAGAGUUGAAGAAAACUCCCAUCAAAAGUUACCCCCUGCGUCGCCGAAGUGCACAGGGUGGGGCUGGAUCAGAGGACAAGAGAAGUGAUCUGCCAUUACAUGAUCAAAUUGCUCAGAAAAUUAAAGCAGAAAGCUUAGCUAAGAGCAGUCCGGGGGAUAAAGGUCCAUUUAAAUGUCCUACAUGUAAGAGACUUUAUCGCACUGUGGAGAGCUUUGAUACACAUGUGGAGACUUGUGAUUUUGAGGUCAGUACAAGUGAUGAAGAGGAAGAGAGUGAGAAUGAAGGAGGGACCAGAAAGUACUCCAUGAGGCAGACAACAGUCGUCAAAAAGGUUGUAAUGGAGAUCGAGCAAAAGGAAAGGGAAUCUGAAAGUGCAGCAAGGAAAGAAAAGAUUCUUUCAACAAAGCCCUUACACAAGAAACCCAGACUGGUUUUGCACAAAUUGUCACCAAGGAAGCUUCAGCAGGGGAACACAAACCUGUCUCCAAGGAAAAGAGGAAGACCCCCUAAAACAGAAAGUAAAGACAUUUCUGUGAAAUCUGAGUUGAAGGGCCAGAAACGCUUGCUUUCAUCCGAUGAUGAGAAAAGUGGUACUGAAAAUGAAAGAAAGAGAAGACUCUCAAGACAUUCCUCAGGAGGCAGUGUAUCAACAGUCAGACACAGCAGAAGCUUAUCAGGUGGAGUGAAAUUGGUGGAAGAUGUUAAGGUUGAAAAUGAUGAUGAUGCUUCUUCUCCAAAACGAGGAAGGGGAAGACCCAGAAAGUCAUUGGUCUCUCCCAGUGAUGAGAAGAAGCAGGAGGAAAAAUCUGUUGUAAAGGAACAAAGUCAAAGUGAAGAGAGUGAUUUAAACAGAUCCAUAUCUCCAAAGAGGGGAAGGGGAAGACCAAGGAAAAGUUCUUUACUGACUGAAGAAGACAUCAAGCAGGAGAUAAUAACAUCUGAUGAGCUGAACAGUCAAGAUGAAUCUCUGUCUGAAAAUUCUCCAAAAUCAACAAGAGGAAGAGGGAGGCCAAAAAAGAAUUCUGUGGUUUUAGAAGACACAUCUUCAAGCAGUAAAAAUCAAAUGAGGAUUACUAGACGAGCAUCUGGUGACCAUGUGUGCAGUGAGAGUAGCACUAUUUCUCCUAAAACUCAGAAACGUAGUCAAGGUAGACCUUCCAGUGGAUCAACAAAAAAGGAAGAACUCUCAGGGAGAUUAAGAAAGGGUCUUGUCAAGCACAGUGGUACUCAAAGAAGGGAGACAAGGCUUAAAGAUAGGACAGCUAGUAUUACAGAUGGAAGACCAGUUAGGUUGAAGAAGAAGGUCAAUUUGGAAUAUCCAGGAUUGUCCUCCUUAGCUUCCAAAAGAAAUGCCAUAUUGUCCAGAAAAAUUCACUCCUUGAGGGAUAGCAGAAUCAAGCAGCAGAAAUUGAAACAAGUGAUAUCUAUGCAAGGAAAGAAGCUGGAAAGAAUUGUCAAGGAGAAUGGAGUUAAAAGGGGAAGAGGCCGGCCACGAAAGUAUGAGGCUGAGAAAUCAAGGAAAUCUGAAGAUGUGCAGAGUAAGGGAAAGAAAAAUGACAGAGUAAAAAGUGAUACUCAGGAAAAGAAGGAUAGCUCAGAAAAUGAGAAAAAAGAACUAAAAGAUGCAAAGGAAAGUAAAAUGUCAGAUAAAGAUGAAAAAAGUAACAAGAGGGAAAAUCUCAAAGAAACAAAAGAGACACCAAGUAAAGAUAUGAAUACUGAAUCAAACAAGAAGCAGGUAACCAAAUGUCAGAAACGCAAGAGUAAAACUGGCAUUGAAAACGCAAUUCUCAAUGUGAUUCAGCAGUCAAAUACUUCAACUCUGCUAAAGUGUCCUGUUCAGCAAGUACCAUCUAUAUCUGAUUCUGAAGUUAUCACUAUAACUGAUGAAACAUCAGAAGACGAGGUCAUUUUUUGUGAGAAAACGGGAGAUUUCCUGUCCAAGGGUAGAAAAAAUGCUGCUAAAAGUUGUGAAACCCAGUGUGAUUUUGAUAGUGAUAUGUCACCUCUGAAAAGUGACAUUAGUGUGGUGAGCACAUCAAGUAAUUUGCAGAUUUCAUCCACAUCAAAAGAUGUUCAGGCAGGAAAUCAGAGAAGUCCUUCCAAAUCGGAAACUGUCAGAGAAACAAGUUCUUCCACAAAAGAUGUUCAGGCAGGAAAUCAGAGAAGUCCUUCCAAAUCAGAAACUGUCAGAGAAACAAGUUCUUCCACGAAAGAAAUGUUACCAAAAUGUAUUCAUGCAUCUUUGAGUAGCAAACAAAAUGAUGCAAUUGAACCAGAAAAAAGUGCAGAUACCAAUGUGGUUGAAAAAGCAUCAGGAAUUCAUUCAAAUGAAGGGAAGAAAACCUCUACAGAAAAUGUAGGGAAGGAAACAUCUACAGAAAAUUUAAAGAAGGAAACAUCUACAGAAAAUUUAGGGAAAGAAACAUCUACAGAAAAUUUCGGGAAGGAAACACCUACAGAAAAUUUAGGAAAGGAAACAUCAACAGAAAAAUUCGUGGAUCAAAUUAUGAAUAACCCUGCAAUUAAGCAGUUGACACCUGUUGAACUUUUAGAACUUCAGAACAAAGUCACUGAUGAAAAAGUGGAUCUGUCUACUCCUAGCAAGGUGGAUACAGAAGCCACAAUCAAAACCAUAAAGGAAUUUUUGAAAAAGAAAAUAGAAGAAGGAACCAACAAGACAAUGUAUGUGACAGAUGCAGGAAAUGUAGAAAGUCAAGGUCAAAGUUCAUCUGAACAAAAGAGUUUUUCUGAACCUGUCUCUGUGAUGAAAAUAAACCUGCCCUCAAGUGUGACUCCUCAUGACAUUAAGAAAAUUAUUGAGGCUCAUAAGAGAGCCACUGGAACCCUUGGAAAGUCAGAGAGCAGCAUAGGCAUUACACCUAUAUCUAGAUCCUCACCAUUACAGUCUCUAAUGAGUCAGUCUACAACUUCCAUUUUAAGUUCCACAUCUACUUCCCCACAGUUCAGCCAAGCACAAUCACAGCAAAGCAAUCCAACAGUACAAACAAGUAUGAUUCCUCCAAACCCUGUAAUUCCACAGAGCUUUGGAGUGACAGCAACUCACAUGUCAGCAGCAAAUGCUCUUCUAGCAGCGGCAAAUGCCAUCUCUCCAUCUUCAAAUCCAAUACUGCCAUCACCCUCCCCCAUGAUGCCACCUCCAAAUGCCAUCAUGCCAUCUCCAAACACAGUGAUAUCACAGUCACCCCAAAGUCUUCCAGCUCUUAAUCCAUUACUGCAUUCUCAUCCGCCUGCCAUCCAGCCUGCAGUUAUUCCAUCUCGGAGUGCAAUUUUACCAGUAGGACAGCAGUUGUCAAUGAUGUCUCCAAGUGCCAUAUUGCCAUCACAACAAACUCCACUGGUCACAGGUGGUAUUCAGGGACCAUUGUAUUCUGUCAGCAAUAGCACUCCAGGGUAUCAAGCCAUAUCUCCAGCCAUCAUGACUGUCCCAGAACCUCCCAAAACUUACCUACUUCCCCCAAAUCAAAACUUAAUAACUGUGCCACAAAGUCAAAAUAUAUUAAAUGUUCCUCAAAAUCAGCUUGUGACACCAAACAUUCCUCAACAUUUGGACAAUUACAUGCUUUCACUAAUCAACAAUUCUGGGAUCCGUGUCAGCCAGAGUUUACUUAAUACUGGUGUUUCUACAGUGAUGAACAGUACACAAUACGUGCAGAGUGUUCCACAAGUACAAAACAUUACACCACUUCAAAAUGUUCCACAAAUGAUUCAGAACAUGGGAUUUCAAAAUAAUGCUCAGCAUGAGUUAAUGCAAAAACAGUCAACGGCACAGACUCAAGGACCAGCCAUUAAAACUGUACCUGUAAACAGUCAGUUGCAAGCAUUUGUUCAUCAAAGUACUUCUUCUGUUGCUAGCAAUUCAGUGUCAUCUGUUAAUCUCCCACCAUCAAAUCCAACAAUUGUGAGAGUUUUUGUAGAUGGAAAGCCAAUAGCUAUGACUACAGAUGCAUCUGUUCUGAAUGAUCCCACUUCAUUUUUGGCAAAAUUAGAUCCAACAGCUCUUCAGAGAGGGAGGUACAAUAUGUCUAUGACUUCUCAUCGGGUCACUUCAACAACAACCGUAACAGUGUCUUCCAAAGGCAAUACCACUAAUUUGAAAACUCAGUGUUCUCCAACUGCAGCAAAUAAAGUAUUGUCUGCUCUACUCAAGACUCGUACAAAAGUGGUGUCUGAACCAUCACUGCAUACUUCCUUGUUAACAAAAAGUCCUAGAGGCAGACCAGUAAAAUGUACAAUCCCAUCUCAGAAAAAGACAAUCUUCCGACAACUCACAAAAGCACCUACUUCCACAUGCACAGUUUCAACAAUGGCAUCUCUGUCAUCUGGUCCAUCACUUUCAACCAGUUCAAUGGCUAUACAGGCAGCUCCACACACCAGACUUCCACCAGCUAUGGCACAAAACAGAAGCCUUUUACCAGCCUCAUUUAAAUCCCAGAAAGAAGACACACAAUCAACAGAGAAAUCAUUUCCUGUGAUAAAAAUUUCUAGUACACCAGAGAUGGUUGUAAAUAAACCAUAUAUUGUUCGCAAGGCAGAUGGAACAAUAGUCAAAAAGAUCAUUAAAACUGCACCUAAAGAUGAUCAAGAAAAGAACUUUGCCAUCCAACCAAAGGUCAUGAAGGCAAUAAUGAAGAAGCUAGGAGGCGAUAAGUCACUUCCGAUCUUAGGGAAACAUGGCAAAGGUUACGAAAUGUUAUCUGUCCGUGUCAAGAGCAAGGCAGCUGUGAAAGUCAAGGAGAAGAGAAAGCGCCUUCGAAAGAGUCCUCAAAAAGUCCGACUAGGACUUCCACCACCUUCAGGUACUUUGAGCCACCCCAUCAUACACCCCCACAAAGAGCUGAUGACCCUCCCUCAGCCUGCCCUAGAGGAAGAGGUGGAGGAGACUCCUUUUGGACAGUUUCAGCAGGAGCAGCAAGAGAAACAGCUGGGAAAGCACAAGAAGGAUGGGCCCAAAUUCCAGUUCCAGAUCUCUAGUGAUGAUGGCUUCUCCUGCAAAGGUGACUCUAUGACAGAGGUUUGGCAGCAAGUUAUUGAGAAAGUUCAGGAUUUGCGAUCCUCGGCUAGAAUGAAACACCUGUCAUUUACAAGUUUGGAUCCUACCAGGUUGUUUGGCAUAAGCUAUAACCCAGUUGUCUACUUGGUGGAACAGUUGUUUGGGGCACAGAACUGUCGGAACUACAACUUCAAAUACCAUCAGUAUGACAUGGCUGAUUUAGAAGAGGAACCAGCUGAAAACCCUUCAGGGUGCAUCAGAUCAGAACCUUUUGAGUCGAGGAAACCAUUUGACAUCUUCAGCUUUCUCAUGUCUCAGUAUCGACACAUGCCUGGUACUUGUGACAGCAAAAAUGAUGUUGAGAUGGUUCACAAGUCUGCCAGACGAGCCACAAGCAUGGAUUUGCCCAUGGCUAUGAGGUUCAGAAAACUGAAAGAGCAUUCAAGAGAAGCUGUUGGAGUUUACAGGUCUCCCAUACACGGCAGAGGGCUGUUUUGUAAGAGGAACAUAGAUGAGGGCGAGAUGGUGAUAGAGUAUGCAGGGGAGGUAAUCAGAGCUUCCUUGACCGACAAGAGAGAAAAGUACUAUGAAGGAAAGGGCAUUGGUUGCUACAUGUUUAGGAUAGAUGAUUUUGAUGUCAUUGAUGCCACAUUACAUGGAAGUGCAGCUCGGUUUAUAAACCACUCUUGUGAGCCAAACUGCUACUCCAAGGUGAUUAAUGUGGAUGGGAAGAAGCAUAUUGUUAUAUUCGCAAUGACAUCAAUUAAGAGAGGCGAAGAACUUACAUAUGACUACAAAUUCCCAAUAGAAGAGGUGAAAAUUCCUUGUACAUGUGGUGCUAAAAAGUGCCGCAGGUACCUCAACUAAUGACUGUGAUAUCAAUCUUCAACACAAGUGAUCAAAUUGUUUUCCAUUUACAAUAUGAUUGUAAGACCGUAUAGUUUCCCGUUUUCUUUCUUAACUCCGGUGAAUUACGAAUUCCAACUGUUUGUUAAAAGUUUCGCACAAACAAUUGAGUUUUGUCGUUCAUAAGAAGGACAUGUUGUAAAGUGACAACGAAAUCCUACAUCAAGACACCAAAUACUUAGUACCGGUACUCUAACAGGACUUGUGAUUAAUAUGUACAGAAGAAAUUAUUUUUCUGUUCCAUUUUGUUAACAGUUUUAACUGACGACCAUUUUUGAUCAUGUUAUGAAUUUAUUCUGGGAGAUGAACUCACCUUCAAAUGAGAGUCAUGAUAUCUUUACCUGAUACGAAUUCUCCAUUCAUCAAUUUUAUUUCACCCAGACUUCCAUCCUCAUCAUCGAUUAUAUUUUUUAUCAUCUUUAUUGUUGUGUAUUAAACUUACAUGUAAGUAAUAUGUUUGUAUAUCAUGUUUAUGCACAGAUCACAUUCACUAUAGAUUUGAACAUGUUAUGAAAUAACUAAGUUGAAAAACAUUGAUUAUUUUUUUGUGUACCCCCUCCAUUUAUUUAUUGCUUUGUUUGUCUCUGGGUAAUUGUUAUAGUCAUGCAAUACCAGAUGUGUUCAGAUAGCCAUUAUUAAAAACAUGCCCCUGUAAAUAUUUUGCACUGAGUGUUUUGUACAUAUAUGUAUAUAGAUAGUGUAAAUACUAAGGUUUUUUCUGUCCUAAUCUUAUUACAUGUACUGGUAUGUUUUAUCUUGUUUUCUGCUUUAUUUGAUAACUGCCAGUUGUGACAAGAGAAGAGUUUUCAUUUAACCAUAUAUUAAUUUAAGAAAAAAAAAUGAAAUGGAAAAAAUAAAUUAUU